Messenger RNA from Nerophis ophidion (straightnose pipefish), 2108 nucleotides. RefSeq names its product serine/threonine-protein kinase Chk2-like. Gene Ontology annotation, molecular function: ATP binding; protein serine/threonine kinase activity; protein binding. Gene Ontology annotation, biological process: mitotic DNA damage checkpoint signaling; protein phosphorylation. Bases 473 to 2071 code for a protein of 532 amino acids. Lineage: Eukaryota; Metazoa; Chordata; Actinopteri; Syngnathiformes; Syngnathidae. The record is from RefSeq and is a predicted model, not a curated record. The transcript has 15 exons. Gene Ontology annotation, cellular component: nucleus; cytoplasm.
CCUGGUCUCGGUCCUGGUCCUGGUCCGGGUCCGGGUCCGGGUCCGGGUCCGGGUCCGGGUCCAGGUCCAGGUCUCGGUCCAGGUCUUUAGAGCGGAGGAACUCUUUGAAGGAAAAAGGGUUCAUCUCCUCUUCAUCUGCGGAGCCACAAUAACUUUGUCAAACAAUGAACGUGAAACACAUAAAAAUACGAACACGACAAAAAAACAAAAACCUUCGGCGAUGAUUAAAGUUUUCCCGUGUUUGGACAUGUGACGUCAUCGACCUGCGCUCAGCGGAAGUGAACAGGCGUCAGCCCCCCUCACGUGACCGAGCUUCUGCCGCCUCAUUGGUUCCGCCCGGACCGGGCAGGAAAGAUGAAAACAAGACCCUCACUUCCGGUAGACUUCCCGCUCAAACUAACUCGCGUGGACGUCGGCUGACCGCGGUGCCGCGCACAGACCCGGAAGGGACGACACUCCGGUCCUAAGAACGAUGUCUAAAGAAGUUUUCAAUGAGGGGAGCCAGGUCCAGUCCACCUCCCAGGUCCAGUCCACCUCCCCGGUCCAGUCCACCUCCCAGGCACAGUCCACCUUGUCCCCCUCCCAGGCGCAGUCCACCUUGUCCCCCUCCCAGGUCCAGUCCAAGUCCCAGCCCGUUUCCAGCUCGUCCAGCGGCCCGUCCUCAGGCAGCCAGUCCUCGGGGACGCUGAGCAGCGUGGACACACUUCCUGUCACGCUCCCGUCCGUCCCCGAGGAGCCAGAGUGCCAACCCUGGGGCCGCCUGCUGCCCAUGGACGGCGGCUUUCGUGCUCACGAUUGCGUGGAGGACGAGUACUUGUUUGGACGUGACUCCAAAUGUAAUUAUGUCCUGGAUGAUCCCGACCACAGAGGAUCUUUACGAUACCGAAUUUACAGCAAGAAACAUUUCAGGAUUUACAGGGAGGAGAGCGAGGUGUUCAUCCAGGACCUCAGUAACAACGGCACCUUCGUGGACGGGAUCAAAGUGGGGAAGAACAAGAAGCUCCCGCUGGUCAACAACGCCGUCCUGGCGCUGUCCGAGCAACGCAACAAAGUGUUCGUCUUCAUCGACCUGAUGUCGGACGAGGACGGCGCUCUGCCUGACGGGCUCCGGGACAAGUACCUGCUGACUCGGCGGAUAGGGACAGGAGUUUGUGGCGAGGUGCGGCUCGCCUUCCAGAGGUCCACCUGCAAGAAGUUUGCAGUCAAGAUCAUCAACAAGAAGAACUUCCAGUCUGAAGGGACGGCGACACGUAACGCUCAGACAGAGAUCGAGAUCCUUCAACGCGUCGACCACCCCUGCCUCAUCAAGACGCAGGACUUCUACCAGACGGACGACAGCUUCUUCAUCGUCCUGGAGAUGAUGGAGGGGGGGGAGCUGUUCCAGCGGGUCAAAGUUCAGCAGCGCCUCAGUGAGCCGGUGGCCAAGCUCUACUUCUACCAGAUGUUGCAGGCGGUGCAGUACCUGCACAGUAACGGGAUCAUACACCGCGACCUGAAACCGGAGAACAUCCUCUUGUCCUCGCAAGACGACGACUGCCUCAUCAAGGUGACCGACUUCAACCAGUCCCGGAUCCUGGAGGAGGCGGUGCUGAUGCGGACGCUGUGCGGGACGCCGUCCUAUUUGGCGCCCGAAGUCUUCACGCACGGCGCCACCACGGGGUACAACCUGGCGGUGGACGCGUGGAGCCUCGGCGUGCUGCUCUUUGUCUGUCUGGGCGGGUACCCCCCCUUUCACGACAACUUUGGUCCACAGUCCGUCACGGAGCAGAUCAUCCGAGGAGAAUUCACCAUGGUGACGUCCAAGUGGAAACACGUGUCGGAUCAAGCCAAAGACGUGGUCAGGAAGCUGCUGGUUGUUGACCCCACAAAGAGGAUGAGCAUCGAGGAAGCUCUGCAGCACACCUGGCUACAGGACCCGAGCAUGUUGGCGAAGGCGCACGCGCUCAUGUACCCGCCUUCUCCCCCUGACGUCGCCGUGGGGGCGGAGCCAGCCUCUUCGCGGAAGAGGAGACGAGAGGGAGAGGAGGGCGGGCGCCCGGCCAAACAGGCCCCGCCCACCGACCAGCCGUGACCUCAAACAUUUCUUAAUAAAGACUUUUAUUUUUUCA